Molecule: messenger RNA, 2443 nt
Organism: Argentina anserina (silverweed cinquefoil)
Lineage: Eukaryota; Viridiplantae; Streptophyta; Magnoliopsida; Rosales; Rosaceae
Product: cationic amino acid transporter 5
Exons: 1
Coding region: 404-2206 (600 amino acids)
Biological process (GO): amino acid transport; transmembrane transport
Cellular component (GO): plasma membrane
Molecular function (GO): L-glutamate transmembrane transporter activity; L-lysine transmembrane transporter activity
Source: RefSeq, a predicted model, not a curated record
AAUCUCAUAAACGGCAGUAUCUCCACAAGGUUGGAAUAGAUAAGGAGUUAAGGACAGAGCUCACAUUAAAUGACAGUGCAUGAUUGCAAGUACCCAUCGUUGAAGUAAACGUUGUGGUUUUCUGAACUAAGUACAGGACAAUGUUUGUUACCCAGAAUCCAAGAAAAUCCGCCCACUAGAAAAACAACUUAGCUAGAGUCUGCAUCAUUUGACUUUAAUCCAACAAUUGUGGAUGGAGCUCACAAGCUCUUUUCUCAACUUCAAUAAUUCAACAAUCCUGGAAAAAAGGGUUCAGAAUCCAAACUAAUCUUUUGACAAUAGGAUACAAGGAGAGUAACCAGUAUUCUUGUAUUUCAGUUGCCUUUGAGUUUUUGCGAAGAGAAUACAAGGGAAAAUUGACCAAAUGGGUUCUGAGGGAGAAGUUGGUGAAGAGGUCCAGCCAAGAACUUACUGGAGGUGGAGCAAACAAGAUUUCCUACCAGAAGAGUCAUUUCAAAACUGGAGUGCAUAUCGAACUGCCUUGUCACAAACGCACCACAGGUUCAAGGAUCGACUCAUAAGCAGAUCAAAUGAUGCAAAUGAGACCGGGGAGCUCCGGAAACAAAGUGAGAAUGACAUGAAACGUUGCCUCACCUGGUGGGAUCUCAUCUGGUUUGGUUUCGGUUCAGUCAUUGGUGCCGGCAUCUUUGUGCUUACCGGGCAAGAAACGCAUGACCAUGCUGGACCAGCAAUUGUCUUGUCCUAUGUUGCGUCAGGUAUCUCAGCUAUGCUCUCUGUCUUCUGCUACACUGAAUUUUCAGUUGAAAUCCCAGUGGCUGGUGGAUCUUUUGCUUACCUGCGGAUUGAGUUGGGAGACUUUGUAGCAUUCAUAACAGCAGGAAACAUACUUCUUGAGAGUGUGGUAGGAAGUGCAGCAGUUGGCAGAGCAUGGACUUCUUACUUCACAUCGCUCUUGAAUCGUCCCUCCAACUCAUUACGUUUCCAUACAAAUCUCACUGAAGGCUACAAUCUCCUGGACCCAAUAGCUGUUGUUGUUCUGGCUUUGGCUGCUACAAUUACAAUGAUCAGCACAAGGAAAACCUCUUAUUUGAAUUGGAUAGCAUCCGCAGUCAAUAAUGUGGUAAUAUUGUUCGUACUGAUUGCAGGGUUUUCCCAUGCUAAGCUCUCAAAUAUGAAACCUUUUAUGCCUUUUGGGCCUAGAGGGGUCUUUCAAGCAGCUGCGAUUGUUUACUUUGCUUACGGAGGAUUUGACAGUAUCGCCACCAUGGCUGAAGAAACCAAAAACCCAUCCAGAGACAUACCAAUUGGAUUGCUCGGAUCAAUGUCAAUCAUAACUGUCAUAUACUGUUUAAUGGCACUUGCACUGCCUAUGAUGCAGAAAUACACAGAAAUAGACACAGGUGCAGCAUACUCUAUGGCAUUUCAAAGUGUGGGCAUGACAUGGGCCAAGUACCUGGUAGCUCUUGGUGCUCUCAAGGGAAUGACGACUGUUCUUCUGGUGGGAACACUUGGACAGGCUCGCUAUAUCACUCAUAUAGCACGAGCCCACAUGAUUCCCCCAUGGUUUGCCCUUGUCCAUCCAAAGACAGGAACUCCCAUAAAUGCUACACUCUUGAUAGCUGUUUCAAGUUCCUGCAUUGCUUUCUUUUCAAGCUUGGACGUCUUGACAGGCCUGUUGUCAGUGAGCACACUCUUUAUCUUCAUGAUGAUGGCCGUUGCACUUCUAGUUCGGAGAUACUAUGUGACAGAUGUCACCCCAAAACCACAUCUCUUGAAGCUAGUUGUUUACUUGGUGAUCAUUAUUUCUUCCUCAAUAGGGACUUCAGUUUACUGGGGAUUAAAUCCCAAUGGAUGGGUUGGCUAUGUUGUGACAAUCCCACUUUGGUUCUUUGCGACUUUGGCAAUGUCAGUAUUUUUACCUCAACAGAGGUCACCAAAAGUCUGGGGGGUUCCACUGGUUCCUUGGCUGCCAUCCUUGUCUAUCGCCACAAAUAUUUUUCUUAUGGGAUCUUUGAGUUCUUCUGCUUUUAUAAGGUUUGGAAUAUGCACCGUCGUCAUGCUUAUGUACUAUGCUCUCUUUGGCGUUCAUGCAACCUAUGAUAUGGCCCAUAAGAAAGGUAUGCCAGAAUUGCCUGAACCCCUGAAAGUUAUCAUAGCAACACCAGAGAGAAGGCAGAACCUUGAAAUCACCCCUGAAAAUCAAUGAUAGAAAAAUCAGAGAGGAAGAGCCUGAAAUAGAAAUAAUCUAUGAAUUUAUUUGUAAGAACUACAUCCUCUUCAACUCAAUUUCAUAUUACAACACAUUUAGUUCUGAGCCCAAUUAUUCUAAAUUGUAAGAGUAAGAACUAUUCUACUUGUAGCUGUUGAUUACUUUUAAUAGAAUGAUAUCAAAUUUAACAACCAUGUUGAUUUCAGAUAGGAUUAUAGCAUGCAAGCUGAUCAA